Molecule: messenger RNA, 1781 nt
Organism: Corylus avellana
Lineage: Eukaryota; Viridiplantae; Streptophyta; Magnoliopsida; Fagales; Betulaceae
Source: RefSeq, a predicted model, not a curated record
UUGAUUCAUAUAACGUUCCGAAAUGUUUUUAAUAUUAGAGGACUGUGAUUACCGCCCAUUCGAACAGGCCCAACAUGCUUUCCACACAACGGUUGAUAACAUUUUCCCGGGAAAACAUCAAACGGAAAUUCAAACUCAAAUUCCAAACCCAAGCCAGAAAGGAUCGCUCUCAUCAUCCCAUUUCACUUAAAGCCCUAUCUUCUCUUGCCAACAUUCUUAAUUCUCAUAGCCCAAAGAACCCAAACUCUGGAACUUUCACCAAACGAUCCCAAUUUCAUUUCCCAGGAAGAACCGAAACAACUCGAUUUCUGCACUCAGUUGCGGAUUCUCAUGAACCCACCGAGUUUCGACAAGACCCAGAUGACCAAUCAGCUAUUUAUGUUCAAAACCUCCUCAAGUUUCGAAGGGACAAGCCGGCGGAAGCGAUUGAGCGAGCUCUCGAUCUAUGCGGGCUCAGGCUGACCGAGGACUUGGUGCUGAGUGUGCUUCAGCGGCAUCGUUCGGAUUGGAGACCAGCUUAUGUAUUUUUCAACUGGGUUUGUAGAAAAGGAGAAGGAAGUGGAUACUCACCUGGGUCUGGUGUUUACAAUGAGAUUCUUGAUGUUCUUGGGAAAUUGCAGCGUUUCGAGGAGAUGAUCCAAGUGCUCGAUAAAAUGUCAAAGAGAAAGGGACUUGUCAAUAACGAGACAUAUGAGAUUUUACUUAAUAGAUUUGCGGCUGCUCAUAAGGUGGAGGAAGCAAUUGAUAUAUUCAAUAAGAGGAAACAGUUUGGAUUAGAGAGUGAUUUGGUUGCGCUUCAGAGGCUUUUGAUGUGGUUAUGUAGGUAUAAGCAUGUGGAAGUUGCGGAAACUAUAUUUCAUUCAAAGCGAAAUGAGUUUGGUUGCGAUGUCAAGACUUGGAAUAUCAUUCUCAACGGUUGGUGCAUAUUGGGGAAUGUAUUUGAGGCAAAAAGGUUUUGGAAAGAAAUAAUUGCGUCUAAAUGUAAGACGGACAUGUUUACAUAUGGAACUUUUAUAAACGCUCUGACAAAGAAGGGGAAAUUGGGAACGGCGGUCAAGUUGUUCCGAGCCAUGCAGGAGAAUGAUUUAAAGCCGGAUGUGGUGAUCUGCAAUUGUAUCAUUGAUGCGCUUUGUUUCAAGAAGAGGAUUCCUGAAGCUUUGGAAGUUUUUAAGGAAAUGAAGGAGCGAGGUUAUCCCCCAAAUGCAACAACUUACAACUCGCUAAUCAAGCACCUCUGCAAGAUCCGGAGAAUGGAAAAGGUUUACGAGCUUUUAGAUGAAAUGGAACAGAAGAAGGGAAGUUGCUUGCCAAAUGAUAUAACUUGUAACUACCUGCUCAAGACCUUGAAGAAACCAGAGGAAGUUCCCGUGCUAUUGGAGAGGAUGCAGAGAAAUGGGUGCAAGAUGACUUCUGACACACACAAUUUGAUCUUGAAGUUGUAUAUGGAUUGGGGUGAUCAGGAAAGAGUAAGAUAUACAUGGGAGGAGAUGGAGAGAAAUGGGUUGGGGCAUGACCGGCGAUCUUAUACCAUUAUGAUUCAUGGGUUUUAUGACAACGGAAGAAUACAAGAUGCUUUGCGCUAUUUCAGUGAGAUGACAUCGAAGGGUAUGGUGCCAGAGCCAAGAACCAAGAUAUUAGUGAUUGACAUGAACAUGAAGUUGAAGGAAAGCAGGCGAACAAGGGGAAAAAAUGAAGAGAGCAGAUAUGGAGGGUAGGGAAAUAUUUUAUCUCCCUUCACCUCUGUGCAAGAAACAUUAUUUCAAGUAUAUCAAGCUAUGGAC